AUGGCUGAUACCGACGACAACUGCAACCCUGCACAGCCCGAUACUGCAGAGCUCCUGCGGGAUCUCGAGGCUGUCACGGCAAGAUUUCGAGAGGCGUUCAAGGUCAGCAACACCAAGCAGGAGCAGCCUCUUGCCAAAGAUGAAUCAUCGAAAAUCAGUGAUAUCGGCGAGAGCCGUGAGGCCGUCAUAGACCCGUAUAUCCUUGUGCUUAUCGACGCGCACAGUCACAAUUUCAAAAAGAAUCAUGUACAAGGCGCCGAGAGUGGCGGUGCCAAAGCUGCGGCAGUACUCAAAGAAGAGACUACCCAAUACCUUUCGUCGCGCCUGUCAGCAAAAAAAUAUCGCACAGACAUAUACGUUUACGCCAACUUGAAAAUGAUUUCGUUUCCCACAGCAGAGCGACACACUGCGAAGAAAUUGCUUUUCACAAAGGCCGAUUCAACAGCAGCCUUGGCAAAAUUCGCAGCGGGCUUUUCCUGUAACGACGUGACAGUUAACUAUGUCAAUGUAGCUGACGAACAGGUCGUCGAGCGCAAGAUCUGUGCCUUAUUCAAGAUGCAUAUUACCGAACCCCAUUGUCAGCACAUAUUGUUUGGCGCAAGUGGCAGUGCCCGUUAUACAAGCACCCUGGGAGAGCACCUGAUGUUCGCCGACAAGAUUACACUGAUUCAAAGAGGCAAUCAUGAUACUAGCCUUAUGAAAUGGGGAUUAAGAACCACAAUCUUUGAGCGAGCCUUCGAGCCUCUUCCGGGCAUUAAUGCGACCUCUAAGAGCAUGGGAAAACCUUCCAAUUCAUAUAGUAGUCAGUCUGGAAAGAGUACUAGUUCGAUGUACUCGACUGCCAGCAGUCCCCGCAAGGAAAAUUUUAAAUCCCAAGUCAAGCCCUUUCCCAAGCCUCCAGCCCCCGUAAUUUCACUCCCUAUGCCUGGCGCUUCCGGAAAACUACCCGUGAACGCAGCUGGUCACCGCAUCGAUAUGCAUAUGAAAGCACCUACUAAGAGCGAAUGGAAUGAGUAUCAUGCUUGCAUCCGCACAAGAAAGCUGUGUACCAUGUUCCAUCUUGGCCAAGGAUGCAACAAGGCGUUUUGUACACACGAUCACAACCCGAUUACUGACAAUCAACGCUAUUGUCUUCAGUAUGCGAUGAGAGCAUUGCCAUGUCGUAAUAAUGGUGCAUGCCGCGAAGUACAUUGCAUCAGAGGCCACGCAUGCCACCGCAAAGCGUGCGACACCAAUCCUGAACCCUGCAAGAUGCCUCCCGGGCUUCAUGGAAUCGACUUCAGGGUUGCUGACUGGGUUGUACCGAAUGGAUCCUCUGAACGACCAGACGAGGUACCAGACGAGGUACCAGACGAAGUCUCAGACGAGGUACCAGAAGAAGACGACGCAAGCCAAGAGAAUCCCAUAGAGGUUGAAGAGAGUUGGGGUACGCGUGUCGGCGUCCUGAUUGAUAUUGACCCCUAUGAAAACGAAGAUGGUGGAGAGAUGAGUAUGUGGGUGUAG
Molecule: messenger RNA, 1503 nt
Organism: Exserohilum turcica Et28A
Lineage: Eukaryota; Fungi; Ascomycota; Dothideomycetes; Pleosporales; Pleosporaceae
Exons: 5
Coding region: 1-1503 (500 amino acids)
Source: RefSeq, a predicted model, not a curated record